CUUUCGUUGCGUUGUACCUACCGUUCUUUGUUUUUGUAGCUGGUUUUAGCUUGCAAGUUGUAGGUAUUCUCCGAAGUCCUAAAAUAUAUAAGCUCAAAAAAUUGCUUCUACCACCAAGCCCUGCUACAAGUAUGAGCCUUCCACCUGAAGGAGAUGCAAUUCAGCUAAGCAAAAUGGAUGUUGAUUCAUCACAAUCUACUGGUUCUGCAGUUGAUGUUCCAGAUAAUGAAGCUCUGAAAAGUAUUGUUGAAGGAAUGGCCUCAUCAUCUGUGGAUGAAAAUGCUUCUGGAGCCAAGCCUAAAGCAGAUGCUGCUGAUAGCAUCCCUUCAUCAAGCUUUGCCAAGACUGCAAUAAAAAAACAACCUUUGUGUGUUCUUGUGCUUGGAAUGGCAGGUUCAGGAAAAACUAGUGUUGUAAGAAGACUCAGUACAUAUUUAGCCAGUGCUAGGAAGCCAUUUCAUACUAUAAAUCUCGACCCUGCUGUCAAGAGUGUGCCAUUCAUGCCUUACAUUGACAUUAGAGAUACAGUCAAUUACAAAGAAGUUAUGAAACAGUAUGGCUUGGGACCAAAUGGAGGCAUUGUCACAUCUCUAAAUUUAUUCUCUACCAUGUUUGAUGACGUUUUGAAAUUAAUAGCCAAGAAAGAAGACCAUUUGGAUUAUAUUAUUUUUGAUACACCUGGUCAAAUAGAAGUUUUCAACUGGUCUGCUUCUGGCCCCAUCAUUGCUGGGGCUCUUGCAUCUGUUUAUCCAACAGUAAUUCUUUAUGUAGUUGACACUGUUAGAUCAAAUAACACUCAAACGUUUAUGGCCAACAUGCUGUAUGCUUGUUCGAUUCUUUACAAGUACAAGCUUCCAUUCAUCAUUGCAUUCAAUAAGAUAGACAUAACUGACUGCAAGUUUGCAUUUGAAUGGAUGCAAGACUUUGAAGUGUUCCAAGAUGUACUGGCUGAAGAAAGCACGUUUUCCUCCAACCUUACCCGCUCCAUGUCACUCGCCCUUGAAGAAUUCUAUUGCAACAUCAAGGCUUGUGGAGUGUCCUCUUUCACUGGAGAGGGUAUGGCUGACUUGGUGGAGAAGCUAGCAGAGGGUGCCAUUGAGUAUGAAGAAUAUCGAGCAGAGUAUGAGCACCUCAAAGAAGAGUCAUCGAAGAGGAGAGAAGAAGAGAAGAAGAAAAGUAUGGACAAGUUUAAGGCUGAUAUUACAGCUGACGGUAAAGAACCCAUCAGCGUUGUCCGAGAUGCGAUCAGAAACGAGACAGAAAUGCUGGUCAACAAUUACCAGUCGGACUCUGGGAGCGAAGAUGAAGAACUAGACGCCGAUGAUAUCGAGGAAACCAAGGAGAUUGAAUCAUUCCAAAGCUUCCUCAGGCAGCAAAAAGAGAAGGCCGAACAGCAAAGAGCUCAUAAAAUAAGAGAGCAGAACCACCAAGCAGAAUGAAGUGAAUGAACUAAUAGUUAAAUUAGGUUGAAUUUAAGUAACGCGAAAAAAAGAAGACUUGCUUCUGUUUACAUCGACGAUCAGGAAGGCUAAAGAACUGUCUUAUGAUGGUCAUAAAUUAUUAGUGGUGUACGUACUUUGGUUUAGUUUGUUCAAUUUAUGAAAUUUCACAGCUUAGAGCUGAUCACAGCCUGCAACUCAAAUAAGUUAUGAAGUGCUAUAUUUCGCACUACAAUGUUUCCUUCUUCAGUUGAAUAUUUCUUUGUCUUUUGGUUGAACUGCUACACGGACCAAGUUCACUGUUGUCUUGUUUCUGAAACCAAUGACAAUAUUGCCUAAUUUUGCUAUACUCGCGUUUAUUCUCAAUUGGCAACAAGAUACCGCUAUACGGUACUGAUAUCUCUUUCUGCCAAAUUACGUUUCAAUUCUUAAACAUUAUCUCCAAGAAUGAUUUUUUUUACUGGGAAUGAUUCAUUAUGUACGCAACAGCCAUUCUGCUCUAUUUUGUUCACUUUGACGAACGUCGAAUGCAACCCCACGAUGCCCUGACUUCGGCAACCCUGCUCGUUGUGCAACAUGUUAUUUUCAUUGUGAUGAAGGGAUAUUCAUGUAAUGAAAUGCAAGAUGAUAGCAAAAACUGCUACUGAGACCA
Molecule: messenger RNA, 2091 nt
Organism: Hyalella azteca
Lineage: Eukaryota; Metazoa; Arthropoda; Malacostraca; Amphipoda; Hyalellidae
Product: GPN-loop GTPase 1
Exons: 4
Coding region: 132-1439 (435 amino acids)
Molecular function (GO): GTPase activity
Source: RefSeq, a predicted model, not a curated record